AUGGGAAGUCCUGCAGACUACGGGCCAAUCCUCAACGGAGUGAUGUGGUUUCAGGUCGUUCUCUCGUCCAUCUUCAUCGCGCUGCGUGUCUACACCCGCUACUACAUAAUAAGGAGUCUUGGGUGGGACGACCUAAUGAUGAUAAUCAACUUGGCUACUUUUGUAGCCUUCAUCGCCACCACUUCGGUUGGUAUCAGCUAUGGUGUCGGCAAGAAGACGGAAGAUAUCAUACGUCUUGGCUUGGAUAACUCAAAAGCUAUUUUCUGGGAGGCUAUCGGCCAGGGAAUUUGUGUUAUGGGCAUUGCGGCAUCGAAAGCUUCUGUCGCCCUUUUCUUACUGCGAAUCGUCUUACGACCGUGGCAUAUCGCUCUCCUUUGGGGCGUUAUCAUCAGCACAACAACCUUUUGCACCAUCACCACCACCUUGCUGUUCUUCCAGUGCAAACCAGUAGCAUUUCUCUGGGACCAGACCAUCCCAGGAGGACACUGUCCUAUCAACUUCACCGACGUCGGUCUGUCCAUGGGCGCCUGGUCAGCAUCAAUGGACUUCGUCCUUGCCAUCCUGCCCUGGCCCGUUGUUAUGGGCCUAAACAUGAAACGCAAAGAGAAGAUCACAAUCGCAUGCGGUCUCUCCCUCGGCGUCUUCGCAGGCGCUUGCUCCGUCGUCCGCACCGUUGAACUGCGUACGCUCGCCAGCAAAGAAAACUACGUGCACGACACGUCGCCCAUGCUCCUCUGGUCCUCGUCUGAGAUCUGCCUCACCAUCAUCUGCGCCUGCAUACCCGUCCUGCGACCCCUGUACGUUCGGAUCAUGUACGGCUCCCGAGGCGACUCGAGUGGAGCAAGCGGCGGUCGCAGCUACCAGCUCAACGAGUACUCACACAGCAAGAAGGGCAGUGUGGGGAAGAGGUUCGGUAAGCACGGGAGCUCGGGGAGUCGAGUCUACAUGGGUGCCGGUGCUAGUGCGUUGCAGACUACGGUCAAGAUGACCAGCGACAACGCAAGUGAAGAGACAAUUCUAAGGGAGUGUCAAAAGUACAACAUACCGGAGCGGGUGACAGAUGAAGAGAUGGGGAAGCCUCCAAGGAAGAACGACAUCAGAGUCACGACGACCGUCGAGGUUGAGGAGAAUGUUGGUGAGAAGUUUGUUAUCUGA
Ascochyta rabiei is the source of this 1155-nucleotide messenger RNA. RefSeq lists its product as uncharacterized. Bases 1 to 1155 code for a protein of 384 amino acids. The record is from RefSeq and is a predicted model, not a curated record. The transcript is spliced from 4 exons. Lineage: Eukaryota; Fungi; Ascomycota; Dothideomycetes; Pleosporales; Didymellaceae.